This is a messenger RNA of Amoebophrya sp. A120, 2246 nucleotides long. The record is from the annotation of a GenBank genome assembly. NCBI's taxonomy places the organism in Eukaryota, Dinophyceae, Syndiniales, Amoebophryaceae.
AAGCGAUCCACCUCUUGCUUUGAUAAAAGGAACGCAAAAAAGUGAAACGUGUGUCCUACUGUUUGUGUGAGAGCUGGAAGUUGUAAAAAGAUCUAGAUUGCGAGUGGCACGUUCUCAGAAAUCAAAAUGGAUGGCAACGAAGGCCGUGCGCCCGCGGCUGCAAAACUUGUGAAUUCCGCCCAACAGCGACCUCCCACGGCACAGCCGGAUCGCAGCAAUGAGAACGACGUCGAUAUGGAAAUCGUAGCAAACGACCCAGAUCAUGAUCCGCAUAACCCAACGGAAACGGAUUUGUUGCACGAGCUCGCCGAGCAGAAGCUGUUCGAAAUUCCGAAGCACGAGGUGGUGGAGAAAAAGUGGGCGCUGUUGAAGAACCGUUUCGGGUUUUACGGGGACAAGUACCAACCAGAAACGAUUGAAGAGCUAGACUACGGCAUCGAACAGGUCACCUACACGGAGAAAGUCCUCGAUGACAGCAACUUCCCGCACAUGUUGUUCGUCGGCCCGGCCGGGUCCGGGAAGAAGACCAGGAUAUUGUGCUUGUUGAGGAGGAUGUUCGGGAAAAUUGCGAUCAACGAAUCCAAAGUGGUGCACGCGAAGGUGAACAACGUGGACGUCAAAUACAUCGAGUCGCCGGUGCACACAGAACUGGACGUGUCUUUAUCCGGGUCGAAAGACUCGAAAGUUUUGUGCUCCCUAUUGCUCCAGGGUGUGGAGGCGGCCGAGGCGACUGCGAAGGGCGGGAGCAAGACAAAAGACAACAACGGAGGCGGUGCAAAUAACUUCAUGAACAAGAAAAAACCGCUGCUCGGGCAAGGCGGGUUUUUUCAGCCACAGCAGGUAGGGGGUGACGCAUCAAAUGUAGCAGACAUAAAAAACGCAGGAAAAGAUAUACCCGCGGGAAGUACUAUCGACCGCCACGAGCCGACGAACACGCGCGGCAAAAACAAAACCCCGCCACCCCUCAUCCGGGUGUUUGUCAUCUACAACGCAAGCUUGCUCUCCAUGGAGGCGCAGUCCGCGCUGCGCCGGACGAUGGAAAUCGUUUCGAAAUACCGGAAGGUUUUUCUGGUCUGCCAGGACGCACAACAGCUAAUUGACCCGAUUCAGGGCAGGUGCACGCGCGUCAGGAUAUGCAGCCCGGACGACCAAACAAUCUGCAGAAUACUGGCCAGGGUGGUGGAACGUAUUUAUUUUUGAGUAUUUUUUGUCAUCGAUUUCGUACGAUUUUUAUUUUUUGCUGCAAUGAUAGAUUCCGACGCCAAGAACACGAUAAUUUUGCCACAACGGGAGGGUUUAGUAGCGGUAUGUGCAUUUUCAUCUGUAUGUAAAUCCACCGUCGCUAUCUAGUUAUCCGACCACUCCAGGCGAGCGGCUCGCGAACCUGGUUGACCUAAAUUACAACCCGACGAUUCUCGACGAGCUUUACCAGCACAUUACUAGUCACGUGAAAGGCGACUUGAAGCAGGCACUGUGGAUGCUGCAGGCCUCCUUUGCGAAGAAAUCUUCGGAGGCGAAACUGAUCCAGCCCGUGGUACCCGAGUGGGUCCGAGUGGUGGAGCAGAGGAUUGUGAAGAAAAUCCAAGAAGACGACUUCAACAGCAAUGAGACGCUCGGGAAGGUGGAUAUUGCCUUUGAAGGGAUUGUUUUCGCGGUGGAGCAAUUGCUCAUCUCCGUCGAGCCGGAAGUGCUGCUGAUGCAUCUGAGGCGGAAGUACUUGUUUUUUGUAAAACGAUAACGAUUAUUUGGGCUGUCAUUAUUUUACGUUUAGAUUCUUGGUCUUGCUAUGUUUCGGCAUGCAGAUCCAGUAUGCCAAGCAAUGCCGUCUACUUCAUCUCUCCAGGUUUCUUUCUGAGCUUGACUUCUACAAGAAGUCCGUGUACGGGCGCACGCAGCUGCUGAAACAGCACUGCGAAAUCAUCCAGCGGGUCCGGAACAACAGCGCUUUUUCCUCCUCCGUCUCGCCGAUCGCCAACUCGACGGUGAUGCUCCACGUGCUAGCGUUUAUCAGCUUCGCGAUCGGGCAGAUUUUUGACAAAAAGCAGAAGGACGACGACCGGCAUAUGCGGCGGAGUUUACUGGAAUUCUACCAGCAACGACAAGCAGAGGAAGCCGACCCGGUCUUACAAGAGAAAUUAAAGCAGCAGAGAAUGGGGUUGGACAAACCAAAAUUGACGCUGUUGUGAGGGACAGGGGGUUUGUAUGGUGCAUACAUAUUUUAUCAGCUAAUUCUGUAUUUGUUCAAU